AUGUUUUUUCAGCCACCACUCCUAUCCCUCCGCCCUCCUGUUUCCAGUUCUCGGAGAUAUGCAUCUGGCACCCCGAAACCGAGUCCACCGUUAGGAUCGCGUGCUGCUGUCAGCCCGGCUGCAGAACCGCCGACGGAGCGUUUCCGCUCACCGAGGGUUUACACUUUCCGCCGAAUAGCGUUGGCGACCGCUAUACCUGCCGCAAUUGUGUACCAGGUGUUCUUCGCAAAGUAUGACCAAGAGGAACAUGUCUUUACCCCUGCUCGGCGGUGGCUAGCGAGGCAGAAGGCCGCCUUUUUUGCCUUGAGUCCUGAAGAGCGUCGCAUGUUGGAACGGCAGGCAGAGGUGGCCGCCUCUUCUCGAUCAGAGCCAAGCAACUCUGUUCCGAAUUCCGAUACGAGGGUCCCGUAGUGUCUCCUAAACCACUUCGAACCGGAGGUCGUUCCGCGACAGGGCGGUCCCGGCGGAUCCACCACUCGGACAUGCCAUCAAAGAUUCCGAACACUCGCCUGAGUGUGCUCCGCAGUUUCUAUGGUGCUUAUUCGUGUGCUGAACCCAUGCGACGUACUGGACCCUGCGCGCCGCGGUUCAGCGAGCACAUCGUGUCGGGUUGCUCCCCCGUUGAUCACGGCGGUUAGUCAACAUAUGUAACGCACGUACACAUCGCUUCAGAGCAUUGGGAAUGGAUGAUUGUAAC
Molecule: messenger RNA, 697 nt
Organism: Punctularia strigosozonata HHB-11173 SS5
Lineage: Eukaryota; Fungi; Basidiomycota; Agaricomycetes; Corticiales; Punctulariaceae
Exons: 3
Coding region: 1-411 (136 amino acids)
Source: RefSeq, a predicted model, not a curated record